Aspergillus aculeatus ATCC 16872 is the source of this 1167-nucleotide messenger RNA. RefSeq lists its product as uncharacterized. The coding region runs from base 138 to 1070 and encodes 310 amino acids. The transcript has a single exon. Lineage: Eukaryota; Fungi; Ascomycota; Eurotiomycetes; Eurotiales; Aspergillaceae. The record is from RefSeq and is a predicted model, not a curated record.
GGGUUACCCUUGAAGAAACCCCAAAUUUCGAUCGACUACAGCCUCAUAAGCUUGGAUAAGCUAGCUAGUCGAGCCUUUCAAGAUUUGUUUCAGUCGAUAGUGAAGGCUCGGAUCUCCCUGCCGCCCCCCAUCACGCAAUGAUGCAGUCUUUCAAGAUCACGAUGGCGAAUAACGCCACGAUGUCUGGCAUCCGCUCUUUCCCGGUAGCCGCGACCGCGACCGCUCGUCAUGUUCCACUGAUCGUCGGCCUCCACGGGGGGACAUACAAUUGCCAAUAUUUCAACGCAACUCCACGAUUCUCUGCGUCCGCAACCAGUGCUUCACUAGGUGUUCCGUUCAUCGCGAUCGACCGACCUGGUUACGGAGACACCAGCUCUUUCCCUCCGCUCCCUGAGGGAUCCAACUUCUUCGUGGAGACUGGCUCCUGGCUUCAUCAUCACAUUCUGCCCGCCCUCUGGUCUGAGUUCGGGAUCCCCUUGGGCUGCACGUGCAUCGUGCUGCUGUGCCACAGCUUCGGCUCGAUGGGGGGCAUUGUCGCCGCGGCGAAGCACGGCCAAGACCCGGCACCAGCUUACCCUUUGGGAGGCUUGAUCCUCUCCGGGAUAGGAGACGCACAAUCCGAAGCCAUGCAAAACCGGCCGCCUCCGCAGCCGACGGCCGAUACCGGCGGCGUCCUCUUCCCGCUGCAGUUCAAGGAUCAAGUCAUGUUCCUUCCGGGAACCGUCGACAACGAGGUGUUGGAGCACAGUGCGCGCCUCAACGCGCUCUCUCCGCCUGCGGAAAUGCAACAGUUCCCGGGGAAUUGGCUUCCGGUAUGGAAACAGGACUGGGCGAUCCAUGUCCGAGCGCCGGUCAUGUUUGCGCUGGUGCAGAAUGACGUGUUCUUCAAGGCGACCGAGGAGGAAGUCAAAACCUGCACCCAGGCAUUCAGGACCAGUUCGCGCGUUGAUGGGAGUUUGAUCAAGGGCGCCCCUCAUUGCAUGGAAUUGAGCUAUUGGUCACAGGGGUGGUAUGCUCGGUGCUUUGGGUUUGCGUUGGAGUGUGCUACCAGUUUUGCUCUUGCUGCAUAGGGUAUUGUACCUAUAAGAGGCAGGGUUGAGUUGUAUUUAUCAAACUAUCCGUGCCGAAGGGAUUUUUCUUCUAUUGACUUUUUAUUUUUGUGUGGAU